UUUCACCUGGAUUUCCAGGUCCCGCCACCUUUCACACUUCUCUCCCGGCCCGAGUUAAUUCUGGGCCUGCCGCGGCCCCAGCAAGACCAGCUCCUCCUCUAUCCGGCCUUGACAGGACUUAGGGAGUCCCGCGAGAGCUACGAAAAGAUGAGGUUGUCUGUAUUGUCUGUGAGGAACGUGUGCCCAGAGACAAAACGCUUCCGUUGGCCUGUUAUCAUUCUCAAUGCUUCAGCUGUAUCAGGGAGAAUGUCUUGGCGGCGACCCGAAGUCUACCCUUUACGCCCGCCAGAUGCUGCUUCGUCAUCUCCAUUGACAAAUUUUACGACUUGAAGGUCGUUCCCCCCGAAGAGCUCAUCCAGUAUCGCGAGAAGCUGGAGGAGAUGACGAAUCCACAAACCAAGCUGUACUGCCACAACUCUGCAUGCGCGGCAUACAUACCACCGCAGAACCGCGGGCCGCGGGUCGGCACAUGCCCCAAGUGCAGCCUCAAAACCUGCAAGACAUGCUUGCACAAGUCUCAUUUCGGCAAGUGCGAUUCUGGGCGGCUCGCAGAACUCAGCGAAGCAAGCGAUACGAUCAUGCGAUUGGCGGAAGCUAAAGGCUGGAAGCGGUGCCCGAACUGCAACAACCUCGUUCAGAAGAACGGUGGCUGCGACGAGCUGAUUUCUACGCCUUUAUGUUUCGUCGUUCCGGACUUUCGGGAAGGACUAACAAAGUUGUUCCAGGUGCAAUUGUGGCCAGGUCUUCUGUUAUGGCUGUGGCCAGCCUCGCUCUUCGAGCCACGUGUGCGAGGCGGGAGUAGCUCGAAGUGGCAGGCGGGAAUAGAUGAGGUCGAACAGGACUCGCUCUCCACGUCUCUUGAUCACCGGAUUUGCAGCGACGAGCAGCACGAGUUUUUAACCCUGGCCUGUCGUAUAUCCAUAAAGCUUGCAGCACGAUUAACCGGCAUAGCAGAUCUUUGAAUAAGGGUCGUUCACGCCCAUGUGUAUUGAUAGUUCCGGACGUUCGUCACUGGAACGGCUUGGAUCUUGAAUCAAAACGAGAAGGGCGUACCAUAGCGUUUCCACGGGGCAG
This is a messenger RNA of Microdochium trichocladiopsis, 1074 nucleotides long. RefSeq lists its product as uncharacterized. Gene Ontology annotation, molecular function: ubiquitin conjugating enzyme binding; ubiquitin protein ligase activity. The coding region runs from base 381 to 962 and encodes 193 amino acids. NCBI's taxonomy places the organism in Eukaryota, Fungi, Ascomycota, Sordariomycetes, Xylariales, Microdochiaceae. The record is from RefSeq and is a predicted model, not a curated record. Gene Ontology annotation, biological process: protein polyubiquitination; ubiquitin-dependent protein catabolic process; positive regulation of proteasomal ubiquitin-dependent protein catabolic process. The transcript has a single exon. Gene Ontology annotation, cellular component: ubiquitin ligase complex; cytoplasm.